AUAUUAAUUUUUUUUAAGAAACAAAAAUAUAUUAAAUUAAAAGCUCUAAACUUGGCACACUGAGUGCAAAAAAUAGAUUACACUGCUACCCAAUCACUAACAAAACAAGAGCUCACUCACACACCCAUAUUCUAUUCCAGAAGCACGAUUGAAGUGGUUCACCCAAACUAGCACUCAAUCUCAGGCUGCUCUCAAAUCCGUCGCACCGCUCUCAGCCUCUCUCUCUCUCUCUCUCUCUCUCUCUCUCUCUCUCGCAGUGCAGGCAGGUAAAGUAAGCAACCUUGAGAAAUUGCAUAAAAUACUUAGAACCUUGAGGAUAACCAACGAGAAUCACUUCUCUCAAAAUUGAAAAGCUAGAAAUUUCAGCUUCAACUAAACGCACGUUUGUUUGAAAACACCGCCGAUUUCCUAUGCUUCACACUCUCCGCACGGUGUCUUCAGGGCACACACUCACUUCAUCAUUCAAACCUCCUUCUUCUUCAAUUGCCUUCUACAUGGACCAACCUCGUCUUCUAUCUUUCAACCCAAAACACUCUCAACAACAACCCUACCUCACUUAUCAAGCAUCAUCAUCGCAACAACACUCUGCAAAUGCGGUUUCUCCAAGGAAUGAAGAAUCAUGUGUUCAUGGACCAUCUGAAAAAAUUGUUGGGGUUUUGGGUGGAGGUCAACUUGGUCGCAUGCUUUGUCAAGCUGCUUCUGAGAUGGCUAUUAAGGUUAUUGUUUUAGAUCCUCAACAGAAUUGUCCGGCUAGUUCUUUGGCUUAUCAACACAUGCUUGGAAGCUUUGAUGACAGCACCACAGUACAAGAAUUUGCAAAGAGGUGUGGAGUUUUAACAUUUGAAAUUGAACAUGUUGAUGCUGCCACACUGGAAAAGCUUGAGAAACAAGGAGUUGAGUGCCAACCAAAAGCCUCUACUGUACGGAUUAUUCAGGAUAAGUAUCAGCAGAAGGUUCACUUUUCUCAACACGACAUUCCACUUCCUGAAUUUUCGCGGAUAGAUGAUCUUGAAGGUGCUAAGAAAGCAGGGGAACGUUUUGGCUAUCCUCUUAUGAUCAAGAGUAGGAGAUUAGCUUAUGACGGACGGGGAAAUGCAGUUGCAAAAAGCGAAGAGGAACUACCUUCUGCUGUGAAUGCUCUCGGAGGAUUUGAUCGUGGUUUAUAUGCCGAAAAAUGGGCACCUUUUGUUAAGGAACUAGCUGUCAUUGUGGCGAGAGGGAGAGACAAUACAAUUUCAUGCUAUCCAGUAGUUGAAACUAUUCACAGGGACAACAUAUGUCACAUAGUUAAGGCUCCGGCAAAUGUAAAAUGGAAGGUUAGGGAGCGUGCCACUGAAGUUGCUUUCAAUGCUGUUAACUCUUUAGAAGGUGCUGGUGUAUUUGCUGUUGAAUUGUUCUUGACUGAGGACGGACAGAUUUUAUUAAAUGAAGUCGCACCUAGACCUCACAAUAGUGGGCACCACACUAUUGAAUCUUGCUACACCUCACAAUAUGAGCAACAUUUGCGGGCUGUUGUUGGUCUUCCCCUUGGCGAUCCAUCAAUGAAAACUCCAGCUGCUAUCAUGUACAAUAUAUUAGGUGAAGAAGAGGGGGAGCUUGGCUUUCAAUUGGCUCAUCAAUUGAUGAAGAGGGCAUUGACCAUCCCUGGUGCUUCUGUUCAUUGGUACGAUAAGCCAGAAAUGAGAAAACAACGGAAGAUGGGCCACAUAACAAUUGUUGGGCCUUCCCUAAGCAAUCUUGAAAGCAAUCUUGCAACAAUAACAGAAGAGAAAGCAUCAGAAGACAAGACUGCAGUUGCUCCACGUGUGGGGAUCAUAAUGGGCUCUGAUUCAGAUCUGCCUGUUAUGAAAAGUGCUGCUGAAAUCUUGGAGAUGUUUGGUGUACCUCAUGAGGUAAGAAUAGUUUCAGCACAUCGAACUCCGGAACUGAUGUUUUCUUAUGCCUCGUCUGCUCAUGAACGAGGCAUACAGGUUAUUAUUGCCGGUGCUGGUGGUGCAGCUCACUUACCUGGUAUGGUGGCUGCUAUGACUCCGUUACCUGUAGUUGGUGUUCCAGUGCGUGGUUCUUCCCUGGAUGGAGUUGAUUCACUCUUGUCGAUUGUCCAGAUGCCAAGAGGUGUCCCAGUUGCCACCGUUGCAGUUAACAAUGCAACUAAUGCUGGGCUGUUGGCAGUAAGAAUGUUGGGUGUUGCCGAUGAUAAUCUCUUGUCAAGGAUGAGCCAAUAUCAAGAGGACCAAAAAGAAAGCGUCUUAAAGAAAGGAGAUAGGUUAGAAAAACUUGGUUGGGAAUCGUACUUAAAUAGUAGUAAUUAGUUGAACCGAUUAAUUUGGUGAUUCUUUUAGGUCUACUUCCAUGUUUGAACAACUACAAAAUUUUGAUAGACAUUCAAUACCAGAGGGUGUUUAGACCCCGUGGUAUCAACAAGUAGAUUGAGAACCGGCAAGAAAUUGUUAUGUAAGCACAUGUUAUGUUACUGCUAAAAUGUAGUAGGGAGAGGAGAAAAGAAAAUCGUGUCGCGCUUAAUACCAACAGUUAUGAAAAACAUAUAUUGUUAUUUUACUCAUUAUUGUAAUCUUAUGAACAGUUAUUUGAUGUACUAAACUAAUUUGAACUUAAGCAUAAUGUCACCAAUUUGA
This is a messenger RNA of Trifolium pratense (red clover), 2636 nucleotides long. Its product is annotated as phosphoribosylaminoimidazole carboxylase, chloroplastic-like. The coding region runs from base 411 to 2312 and encodes 633 amino acids. Gene Ontology annotation, cellular component: chloroplast. The transcript has 16 exons. NCBI's taxonomy places the organism in Eukaryota, Viridiplantae, Streptophyta, Magnoliopsida, Fabales, Fabaceae. Gene Ontology annotation, molecular function: phosphoribosylaminoimidazole carboxylase activity; metal ion binding; ATP binding. Gene Ontology annotation, biological process: 'de novo' IMP biosynthetic process. The record is from RefSeq and is a predicted model, not a curated record.